ACAUGGCGGACAGACUAACGCAGCUUCAAGACGCUGUCAAUUCGCUUGCAGAUCAGUUUUGUAAUGCCAUCGGCGUCCUACAACAAUGUGCGCCUCCUGCCUCUUUCAGUAACAUCCAGACGGCUAUCAACAAAGAUCAGCCCGCAAACCCUACCGAAGAAUAUGCCCAGCUGUUUGCAGCCCUGAUAGCCAGAACAGCCAAAGAUGUGGAUGUACUAAUCGACUCUCUGCCCAGUGAGGAGUCCACAGCUGCUCUGCAGGCGGCCAGUCUGCGGCAGCUGGAAGAGGAGAACCACGACGCAGCAGCUCGUCUGGAGGACGUGGUUUACCGUGGCGAUAUGCUGCUGGAGAAGAUCCAGAGCGCUCUGGCUGACAUAGCCCAGUCUCAGCUCCGCACCCGCAACGGAGCUCCGAGUCAGCCUUCACCCGCCGAAUCCUGACCCCACAACAUACAUAUUAUACUACUGGACAGUUUCACUCUCACCAACUGCCACUCUCAAAACACACAAACACGGGCUGAGUCUGUCUGAAUAUGUGUCCAUACGUGUGUGUGGAGAAUACGAGACGCUGACCAAAUUUGGGUGGUUGAGACAAACAGCCUUCUUGUGAUUUCUCUGUAAAUUUCUAAUGAGAUUUGGCCUGAAACACAACUGGAGAGGAGAAAAAGAAGAAGUCUUCACAUGCACAUAGUCCUUAUUUUUGCCUUUUUCUUGAGUUUGGAAAAAUGCUUCCUCCUGGUCUAAAACAGUCUGUCAGGUUUGUAUGUUUUCUGUACAAUCUGUGCUGUAUAUUGAGUUGAGUCAGAUCUCAAUCUGUUUUUGUAGAUAUUUAUGAAUGAAAUGAUCAGAUUUCUCAUUUUGGCUGCUUUAAAAAGUUAAAUCACUCUUUUUCUUUAACUGUCUAUAACCAAGUAAUUUUUCCUUUUUUUUUUUUUCUUUUUUUUUUUAUAAAUAAAGCUUCAACAAACUUUUUGGGGAUUUAAUUUGUUGAAACACAAGUACAUCAGUGUGAUAUUUAUCGUCAUGUCAGCUUUUCUCUAGUUGUUGAAAUUCUGUUGAAAUGACCUCACUCUUUCAGCAUGACCACACUUCUACUUUUCUGACUGUCACUGUAGACACGAGCAUCUGUGAAACAACUGAAAUAUAGCAUGUGAUGGAUGACAGCAUAACUUCUAUAUUAGCUAUAUUUAAACACCGGAGAUGUCUGGUGGAAACAUUUUAUCCGCAAAAUGUUAACUUUUUAAGGAACAAAAUUCUGGUGUUAGGAUAUUUCAUUACAUUUGAGAGGAUUUCGUAAGCAAGAUAGUAUGGGGCGGGAGG
Seriola dumerili (greater amberjack) is the source of this 1319-nucleotide messenger RNA. RefSeq names its product mediator complex subunit 21 (gene med21). The transcript has 4 exons. Gene Ontology annotation, biological process: regulation of transcription by RNA polymerase II. NCBI's taxonomy places the organism in Eukaryota, Metazoa, Chordata, Actinopteri, Carangiformes, Carangidae. Gene Ontology annotation, cellular component: mediator complex. The coding region runs from base 3 to 440 and encodes 145 amino acids. Gene Ontology annotation, molecular function: transcription coregulator activity. The record is from RefSeq and is a predicted model, not a curated record.